Leucoraja erinaceus (little skate) is the source of this 2984-nucleotide messenger RNA. RefSeq names its product phospholipase B1 (gene plb1). The transcript is spliced from 27 exons. The record is from RefSeq and is a predicted model, not a curated record. Bases 1003 to 2982 code for a protein of 659 amino acids. Lineage: Eukaryota; Metazoa; Chordata; Chondrichthyes; Rajiformes; Rajidae. Gene Ontology annotation, cellular component: brush border membrane. Gene Ontology annotation, molecular function: retinyl-palmitate esterase activity; phosphatidylcholine lysophospholipase A1 activity; A2-type glycerophospholipase activity. Gene Ontology annotation, biological process: phospholipid metabolic process.
GGGUGCAUGGACUGUGUAUGUGGGGAAACCGAUAGGACUGUGGAGACAGACACAAUAGUGGUGUUUAAGUGACUUUUAAUAAGCACACGGAUGUGCAGGGAAAGGAGGGUUAUGGAGUAUGCACAGGUAGAUAAAAGUUCGCCUUAGCAUCAUGUUCAGCAUCGACAUUGUGGGCCGAAGGACCUGUUGGUUAGUUUAGUUUAGAGAUCCUGAAUAUGGGAGCUGUCUGUGCGGAGUUUGCACGUUCUCCCUGUUGACCGCGAGGGUUUUCUCCGGGUGCUCCGAUUUCCUCGCACACCUGCAAGAUGUGCGGGUUUGUAGAUUAAUUGGCCCUCUGUAAAUUGUCCCCAGUGUGUAGGGAUAGUGCUAGUGUACGGGGUGAUCGCUGGUCGGCACGGACUCGGUGGGCCGAAGGGCCCGUUUUGGCCGCUGUAUCACUAAACUAAGCUAAACACUGUGUACAUUCCCCGCCAAUAAUAUGCAGGACUUUUAACUAUUCUUUUCCUGAAGAGAGACUCAAAAAGCUGGAGUAACUCAGCGGGACAGGCGGCAUCUCUGGAGAGAAGGAAUGGGUGACGUUUUGGGUCGAGGCCCUUCUUCCUCGUUAGGACCCCUAUUUCCUCAUGUCCUAAUCUUCCCAAUCGAUCUCCUAAUCUUUUCCUGACGUGUUUUCUUGCAGUUCAUUCCCUUCGACCGGCAGAUGUGAAGGUGAUUGGUGCAUUGGGAGACUCCCUGACGGCAGGGAAUGGGAUCGGUUCGAAACCCAACGAUGUCCUGGAUGUUUUAACACAGUACAGAGGGCUGUCCUUCAGCAUUGGAGGGGAUGGAUCAUUGCAGACCAGCACAACUCUGCCAAAUAUCCUCCGUGAAUUUAAUCCUGGUUUGACUGGGUUUUCGACUGGGAAAGGAGGCGUUGAGAAGCCGAACGUGUUCCUGAAUCAAGCUUACCCCGGGGCUUUGGCCGGUGAUCUUCCAGGCCAAGCACGAAGAUUGGUGAACAUCAUGAAAAACAAUUCGAAAAUCGAUUUUCUGAAUGACUGGAAGAUAAUAAAUGUGUUUAUCGGGGGAAACGACUUGUGCAAUUUCUGCACGGAUUCGGCCUAUUUUUCUGCGAUAAACUUUGCCAAGCGGAUUGAGGAAGCGCUGGAUAUCCUCCACAGUGAGGUUCCCAGAGCUUUUGUCAACCUAAUCGAAGUAUUGCAGCUCAUUCCAUUGAGAAGCCUUUAUCAGGACAAGAGGCUGAACUGCCCCAGAGUACUAAUGAGGAUGUUGUGCUACUGUGUGGUGAAGCCCACUGAGAACUCUGCAGAGCUGGAGAUGAUGUCUGAAGCCAACAGGGCCUACCAGCACCACACCCGAAUGCUCGUUGAGUCAGGCAGGUACGAAACUCGAGAAGAUUUCACCGUCGUCUUGCAGCCUUUCUUUCAUCACGUCAAGAUCCCGAUUUUGGAAAAUGGACUUCCAGACACCUCGUUCUUUGCUCCAGACUGCUUCCAUUUGAGCAGGCGGUUCCACGCACAGGUGGCGAGAGCUCUCUGGAAUAACAUGUUGCAACCUGUUGGGGAGAAGUCUAACUUCCAAGAUGUCACGGCCAACGUCUCUCUGGACUGCCCGUCACAGAGUGAACCCUUUCUUCGAACAUUCAAGAAUAGCAACUACACCUACCAAGGCGUGGAUCCAACGACCACACCGCCUGCGAACUGGGGGAGCGACCUGUCCUGUCCGGAAAGCAGUCCGUCGGAAACGGUGCCCAAGUCAGUUCACAGGAUUCGGCCUGCUGAUGUUAAACUCAUCGGAGCACUUGGAGACUCGUUAACAGUUGGAUACGGGGCUCGGGCAAGGAAUUUGUUUGAACUGCCAAUGCAAUAUCAAGGUGUUGCAUGGAGCAUUGGCGGGGAUAAAGGACUUGAGGCUGUGACCACUCUUCCUAAUAUAUUGAAGAAGUUUAAUCCAAAUAUCUAUGGCUAUUCUUCUGGAAUUGGGAAAUUGAGAAGCAAAUUCAACGUUGCAGCCACAGGGUCCAAGGCCAAAGACAUGCCAGCACAGGCCCGUACCCUGGUAGAGCUGAUGAACAAGAGCCCAAAAAUUAAUUUUGAAAAGGACUGGAAAGUGAUCACCCUAUUUAUUGGAGCUAAUGAUCUCUGCGAUUACUGCAUGGAUAAGAAGAACUACUCUGCUGAGAACUAUGUGAAAAAUAUUCAAGCAGCAUUGGACAUCCUACAGGAACAGGUGCCGAGAGCGUUUGUGAACGUCAUGCAGAUACUUGAGAUGAAUGAUAUUCGGAGGAUUGAGAAGAACACCAUUGGCUGUGCUUUGCUGCAGGAGAACAUCUGUCCUUGCUUGCUGAAGCUGCGUGACUUUUCUCCGGAGCUUAAAGAAGUGAAUCGAAUGAACCGCGCGUAUCAGACCAAACUGGCCACGUUGAUUUACAGCGGUAGAUACGACACAACUGAUGACUUCACAGUUGUUCUACAGCCUUACUUCACAAACACAAUCCUUCCAUUGAAUGCAAUGGGUGAGCCGGACCUGGACUUCUUCUCAGUAGACUGCUUCCAUUUAAGUGAACGAGGUCAAGCUGAGAUGGCUAUCGGCUUAUGGAAUAACAUGCUCGAACCUGUCGGUCAGAAGCAAAAUUACAACAACUUUACCUAUGACAGAAGAAAGCUGAAGUGCCCGAACUCAGACUCACCUUACCUGUUCACACGUGGCAACAGUGGCGGGGUGCCAGAGGUCACGGGCGCAACAUCGCAGCCGGAGAUCACGGUCACGUCGGAGCCAGAGGUCACGGUCACGUCGGAGCCGGAGAUCACGGACGCUACAUCGGAGCCCGAGACGGAGGAGAGAGCGUGGGUGGCAGUGCUCAUUGCUGUGGCUGGGGUGUUGGUGGGAGUGGCUCUCGUGCUGCUCAUUAUGAAGCUGAGAGGCAUGAAAUUCAGACAUGAUGAUGACAAACCACUGGAGAUGAAUGGAAUUAAACUAUAAGA